CUGUGUCAGAGAGAAAUCGCUACUACCUACCUACCUAACCUCAAUUCAAAUCAAAUCAUCACUACUACAAAAUCAAAACAAAAUUAGGAGAUUACCUAUUUUAAAUUAAAUUCAAAAACAUUCCCUAAAAGAAAAUCAACCCAUACUAAUAUCGAAAACCAAUUUUCAUCAUGGAUAAAAAUGUAGAAGAUCCUGGACCGUCAGCUUCGUCGAAAACCAAAACUUUCCGAAAAACGAAAGUGGAUUUUUUUGAACCCCAAGAAAGCGUUCUGCACGAGGAUCUAGACACAAAUUGUUUGUACCAGUUUGAUAAAGCUCUAGUGCGUAUCGAGUAUCCAGGUCUUGUGAAAAAUCCAGAAAAAGCUAUAGAAUCUUUAGGCGGCAUUACCAGCAUCGAGCAUGCCGCUGUUGAAGGCAAGAAACUGGGGCUUUAUUUCAAUCCAAAAAGCGUAUAUAUGAAAGGAUGUGUGGCUGAUAAGGAUCAAAACAUAGGCCUUUUAAUUAAAGUAAAACAAGGUAAAGAUAAUCAGGAAGCCCAAUAUGAAAUCCUCGGAAUUACUGAUACAUGUUUCAAAUUCAACAGAAUGUGCGAUUUUCAAUAUUUACCUUUAAUAGCUAAAGAUAAAAAUGAAAAUAAAGAAUCUGAUGUCGAAUAUAUUUACAGUAAAAUUGUAUGUGAUAAAAUACCUACUUUAGAAUGGUUUACGAAAAAGGAAAUAGCCAAUGACCCACCGUUUUUAAUUUCUGGAAAUUUUGGACGUUUUGAUGUGCCCCACAGCCGCUUUAGCUUAAAUUCAAUCGAAUUAUUUAAUUCAAUGGUCAGAAGAGGUGCACCUCAGAUAUUAGAUUUUGGCAAAAAACACACCAGGCAAAAAAUAAUAGCUUCUUCAAUAAGAGUUGUUUUGCAUGAAAACUCAGAAAUACCCACCGAGCCAAUGCCAGGGAUAUUCGAAGUUGUGAAAAGUAGGUUUUUGCAGUAUCAAUUAAAUGCAAUUAAAAAAUUAUUUGAAGAGAGACCAAUUUGGACCAAAUCAGGAAUUAUGCAUAAGGCUAAUAUCAAUCAAGAUACAGCCAAAAAUACUUUGCCCUGUAUAGCUUAUUAUUGUCACGGGGGACCUUGGAGAACUUGCUGGAUCAAAUUUGGAUACAACCCUGUAACUGAUUUCAAUUCAAGAAUAUACCAAAUUUUAGAUUUCAGAAUUCGUCAAACAGAAGGAAUGCAAGUUAAAAUUAAACCUAAAAAGACAUCAUUUCAUAAUCUAGCACCAGGAUUUGAUUUGAAAUACCCCAAUAAUAAUGAGGUGAAUUAUAUAAUUAGGCCAAAUCAAGUACCACCGGCAAGGCAAAUGUUUUAUCAAUAUUGUGAUAUUAAAAUCCCAGAAGUACAAGAAAUGCUCAUGAAGCUUCCAAAAUUACCACCAACAGCCAAAUACGAUCAAAAAAAUGGUUGGUUGCCAUUAAGUUUUCAAGAACACUGCAGAGAAAUUGUUAAUAAAUACAUAUUCGAGGCUGUGCAGCAAGAAAUACUGAAAGAAAAAAAAAGUCAAAAAACUGUUCCGUCGCCUGAAAAUGUAACUGCUUAUUGUAGUCAAAUGUUGAGCAACAUGAAAAAAGGAAUUACUUCUCAAAAUCAAAAUGCGGAAGUAGAGUUGGGAUCAGAAGAAAAUGUUAUUGAAGAAAUUGAUUUGAGCGAUGAUGAUGGCGAAGAUGAAGAAAUUGAUGCUAUUUCAGUGAUGAAUAAUCUUCCACAAAGGAUACCAGGCAAUUUUGAUGAAGAGGAUGAUGAAGAUUUAGACAUUGAUUUGGAGGCGGUUGAAGAAGUUAAUGAGAUUGUCGCUGCUGUGAAAGAUCAACAAAUACAUUAAAAUAUUAAAUUAAAUAAGUUAAGGAUAAAUUUAGACAAUAAAAACUUGAAACCAAAAAAAUUGAAUUUUUCUACUGACGUUUCAUAAUAGCAACUUUUCGAUUGUCAUUUCAGUUUUGAAACGACAUUCUUUUAGGCACUGAGUCCGUGAAAGUUACUUUUAGGCACUCAGUGCGUAAAAGUGACUUUUGAAUGCGUAAAAGUGACUUAUGAGUGCGUAAAAGUAAUUUUUAAGCACUAGUGCCUAAAAGUGUCAUUCAUUAUUCAGAAAUAAAAAACACACUAAACACAUAUUUGAAUUUUGUUUUGUAUUUAUUAUGAAUAUUGAAAAUGGAAUUACUGAAUUGAACGUUUGGGUUACUCAAAACAGAACUUUGUGUUAUUACCUACUUUCUAGGAUUUUAAUUAUUGAUGUCGAAUUUUGAAAAGAAAAUCGCAUGAAAAGUGUCAGGUGUCAAGUAAAAGCAGGUAACAAAGAUUUUGGGUGUAAUCGACUUAUUCACAUGAAAUAAAAUUGUCUUUUUUUAUUAUAAAAUGCCAGUAGAAAAAAUCUUGUAUACAAUACGUUACGAAACGAUGUCUUUUAGUCACUCGACGUGUUGUCCAACUCGGCUUUGCCUCGUUGGACAAUUUUCACGUCGCGUGCCUAAAAG
This is a messenger RNA of Ceutorhynchus assimilis (cabbage seed weevil), 2517 nucleotides long. The record is from the annotation of a GenBank genome assembly. Lineage: Eukaryota; Metazoa; Arthropoda; Insecta; Coleoptera; Curculionidae.